This is a messenger RNA of Bolinopsis microptera, 3718 nucleotides long. RefSeq lists its product as uncharacterized. The transcript is spliced from 21 exons. The record is from RefSeq and is a predicted model, not a curated record. Lineage: Eukaryota; Metazoa; Ctenophora; Tentaculata; Lobata; Bolinopsidae. The coding region runs from base 90 to 2024 and encodes 644 amino acids.
AGGUCAGGAUUGGAUGCCUUGCAAGAAAACUGAUGCCAACCAGUUUGUAAUGAUAUGAGUUAAGAACCACUUUAUCAGCUGUAGCCUGUAUGCACAGUGUCUACUAUUGCAAGAAAUGUUCUAUUGAUUUCCCUAGUGUAUCUCGUUAUGUGAAACACAGAAAACUCUUUUGUCAACUUGGUCGAGGUAAAGAGGAUUUAAAUGAGGGUAUCCCGGAAGAUGGUAUUGGCAAGCUUUCGAUUGCAGAAGCGACUAAGAGAAUAAGUCGAGCUAUAGAGUUGAGAACCAAAGAAGUUGACCCGGCCGUGUACCAUGCUGUAGAACAAGUCAGACUUUACAAAAAGAAAAUACGUAGUGAUGGUAAGAAAAUAAACGAGCAAAGAAAUGAGGUGUUAAAGAGAUUAGCAGAUUUAAAGCAAGAAAUGAGGGAAUUGGAGGCAACUUUCACCGAGAAGAACAAGAAAUACGAGUCGAUCAAAGCUUACAGCAAAGUAUCUGCUCUUGAGGUAACUGGAACAGAAGAACUUCUUGACGAGCUACAUGACCUUAAGAACGCUAUAGUUUAUCUAGAGGAUGAGAUCGCCUCGAAUAUCGAUUGUCUUCAUCUUAUUGAAAGCGGGAAAUAUAAACCGAGUGAAGCUCGCUUGCCUGAGAAACCAGACACAGUUCUAGAUAACAUAUCCAGCAAACGAAACAUCCGGGAGCACAGCACACGAAAGCAUAGUACUCGAGAGCAUAGUACUCGAGAGCAUAGUACUCGAGAGCGAAUCCAGCUACCAGCAUUGAAAAUACACACUCCUCUCUUGACCCCUCUCACAAAACCUGUAACACGUGAUCUGACACGUGAUCUGACACCAACACAGGAGGUGGACGGUAGAGAGCAUUCCAGGGCGACCUCAGCUCCCAGGGUCUCCGUGCGACAAACUAUACAUUCGCUGGAUAAUGAUACGGCAUCAGUCGUGUCCGCAAGGACUCUGAAACCUGGGUCAGCCGAUUCUGUUGUUUUGCUCGGCAAACUUCAGAGAAAACGAGACAUUAUACUUCUCAAACGUGAGAUUCAGGCCAUGGAGCAGGGAGAAGAAGAAGGGGUUAGAGAUGUGCUCUCUGAUUCUGCUCUCAUCCCGUACCUUCCUGAAUCCGGAGUUGUUGUUUACAUAGACUACCUUACACCAACAUUCCAUAUUUCUGCUAACCUUAUGUUGACCGUGAUAAGGGACUCAAAGAUAGUUUGUCAGACCUCCACAUUUAUAGUGACCCCCGCUUCACAUGUAUCAUUCCUGGGUUAUCACGAAACGUUCCCCAAUCUAGCAGUUUCUAACGAUACCUACCUGUAUUCUUCUAUCAGAACAUUGGAAGGAGAAGAGUUGGGAUGGUGUUUGUUCAAUUUAUUCUCUGAUAGAACACUAAAUUCUGGAGCCUGGAGAAUUCCUCUAAAAUCACCUCCUUUUUCCCACGAUCUGGUAUCCACACUAUACCACGGGGCCAGAUCUCUCAAUUACAGCCUAAGAUUAAGGUGUUCAGUUACGUCGGUACAUGAUGCAAUGUUGACUGCACCGAAACUAAAGCUAGCGCAAUAUAAAAUUCAUAAUCCUGGUUUUGAAGACCGGCUCAUUAUCAGCAACAACGUGAACAAACCGGAGAAUAAACAGAAAAUUGUUAGAAACCAAUCGCAAGAGAAAGUAACUGAAACCUACGGCCCUCCUGACGACUUCGACCCAAUCAAGAUACUCCGAAAAGGCAACAAAUCGACACCUAUCAGACCGAUGCCAGCCCCUGCUAAAACCGCGACACCUGCAGUUGAACUGCUUCCAGUUCCAGAGCCACCUGAACCAACUGAAACCCCCGAAAGAAUCAAGGGACUACACUACCACACCCUGAUCCUCAACCAGCCCUCUUUACCACCCUCACUCUCUGUUCACGUGCAGUACUGUGAGAUUGAUGAGGAGUAUAACAUAAAGAACAGUGUCUCCUUCCCCUCCUCUUCUCAGCCUGUCGCACAACCCUUCUCAACCAGUACUCUUUAGAUUACAAGACACUGGAGCUAGCCUGGAACCAGGAGGAGAUAGUGCUGAUAUUUACUUACAAGGAUGGAGAGAGCAAUGUAGUUGGGUGGAGCUGGGCGCUCUAUUCAGAUAAGAGGCUGGAGCUGGAGGUGUUCAAACCUCCUAUUCCCUCCUUCUCCAAACUCGCUCAGUGGCUGGAAGAGCUUGAGACAAACGACAUUGCCACUGUUGAGGAGGAGUUCACUAGGAUUGCUAACAGCGGAUUACUGGUCAGGUACUACGACUCUAAAGAGUGGACGCCUCGUUUCCCUGACCGACCAGAUGACUAUUUCCUCCUCCCUCAACCAAGACUACCUACUGGGGCAUUCAGACAUGUGGAACCGAAACCAAACUUUACGGUACAUGACAAAAACAGAUCAAUAACUCUGAUAAUAGACGGGGCACGUUACCUACCCUCCUGUGUGACAAUCUCACGAGUAACUGGUAGGAUAUUCGACCGGGACUUCAACAUAUUGGGACCCCAGAUCUCAUCCAGUGUGGUGCUGGACAGUGAUAUCUACAACCCAAUCUACAAGUACAGCGUCAAGCUUCCUGGAGACCUGCCAAAAACUAGUAUCACAGUGCUGAAGUUAUACACUCUACACGCUAUAACAGGACAGCUGACAACAGUAGGUUACAGUCUGCUAAAUCUGUUCUGCAAGCGUGGUACUGUCCUGGAAGCAGAAGCAACGGACCCCUCGGUGGUACUCAACAAGGGAGCCAUGCAGUUACCCCUACAUAUAGAUGGCCCUGACGCUGGUCUCCCUCUCAUGAUGGAUUCUCUCAAGGACGUGUACUGUGUCCCCUGCUCCUGGCUGCUAGUAAGGCUCAUGUACACCUCUGAUGAUGGUUCUAUACCCCUGAUGCCCUCUUACAAUGAUGGAGUGUACGCUGAUAACCACCCCAAUCUCUCUGCUACUGAAAUAUUCGUUCUCGACUCUUACAGAAAGAGACCUAUCACAAAUGGUAAAAAAGUGUGUAACGUGGAUCCAACCCCCGCUGCUGUGAUCAAGAAGUUGACCCGGCACAAAGGACAAGCAAUCAAGGACAUGGUUCCCGCUGAGAUUAUUGAGUAUUCACCUGAGUUUGGGGUCGGAGUUAAAGUUGUCGGCGUGAAGAACCUGAGUUCGCGAGAGCCCGAGUCCACGCUGUUCACCUACCUACGCCUGAGCACGAGGGAGACAAUGUUCAAGUUUACAGACCACCUCCUUUAUAACGAGUGUGUGCAGUUUAACAUCGGUCACAAGAUCAAGUGGACGGAUCAGAUCCACUACUUCAAACACGUGACACCCUCUCCUGAUGUCUUCCUCCUCGUUCAGUUUCUAGAGCACUUCAACGAUCAAUUCACCAUGGUAGGAUGGGUACAAAUACAAAUAUUCAGUCACGCUGGGCCUAUGACGUUUGUUAACAGAACCAAUAGAUCUGAGAUGCCCCUCACAUUGGGAUCCCUUGAUCCGUCCAGACAGUCCCGUCCUUUAGAUCUGAAGUCUGAACUGGAUUCUGAAGGUGGUGCUCCCUAUGCAGUGGUAGAGGUGUUUGACACACGUUUCUCAAGUGAGAGCAGGGCCAUGGACUACGAAGUAGACCACAGUUACAUCACACUCGCCGAGAAAGGAGUUGAUUUCAUCGCGCAACAGAUGUCUGAGUCAAGAGAUUUUAUACAAUGAGGAUGUUUU